UUGACCUGCAGGAGGUGUCCUCGUGCUCCUGCUCUGCGCUGCAUGCAUGCCGUGUCUAAGUCGAGUGAGCCACGGAAGACCGCGAAAAUGAGUAAAUCUAGAGAAAAAAAUACGAAAAGACGGGUUGUUGAGGAUGACGAGGAUCAGCUCGACCUUUUUAAAGAAAAUAAAGAUGAAGCCCCCCAGAAACAAGUGGAGAAAGAUGGUCCGUCUGAUGGAGAAGACAGCGAUGAUUCUGACAGCGAAGAGAGUGUUUUUUCGGGGCUAGAAGACUCUGGCAGUGACAGUGAGGACAGUGAAGAAGAUGAAGAAGACUUUGAGGAGGAGGCCUCCAGUGGAGAUGAAAAUCAGGGGGAGGGAAGUUCCGGUCUUAAAACAAAACAAGAGCUGUCCUUUACGAAGAAGACACAGGGCAAACCUCAGAGAGAGAAGUUGCUUGUCAAGGAGAAGACCACAGCUGGGAAGACUGUUGUCUUGAAAGGAGUAGCCAAGGACAACGGAACAGUCCAGGGGGAGAAGAAGUCAAAGGGCCAAGCCAUUCCUCCUCCACAGGUGGACGAGUAUGAGCACGAUACUUCUGAUGAGGAGGACAUCCGCAACACUGUCGGAAACGUUCCCAUGGAGUGGUACCAAGAUUACCCCCACAUUGGCUAUGACCUGGAAGGGAAAAAAAUCUUCAAGCCUAUCAGAAACAAGGAUGAACUGGAUGAAUUCCUGGACAAGAUGGAAAAUCCAGAUUACUGGCGCACAGUCCACGACAAGAUGACCAGCACAGAUAUCCGGCUUACUGACGAGCAGAUCAGCCUUGUACAUCGCCUGCAGAGUGGACAGUUUGGUGAUGUGAACUUUAACGAAUAUGAGCCAUACAUUGAUUUCUUCUCCGGCGAGACCAUGAUCCACCCGGUGACAAACCGCCCCCAGGACAAACGAAGCUUCAUCCCCUCACUCAUCGAGAAGGAGAAGGUAUCGAAGAUGGUCCAUGCCAUAAAGAUGGGCUGGAUCAAGCCUCGCAAACCAAAGGAGAGCGACCUGCAGUUCUAUGACCUGUGGGCCAAAGAAGACCCCAACGCUAUCUUGGGUCGUCAUAAAAUGCAUGUACCUGCACCCAAGAUGAAGCUUCCGGGACAUGAAGAGUCCUAUAACCCUCCACCAGAGUACCUGCUCACUGAGGAGGAGAGACUGGCCUGGGAGCAGCAGGACCCAGAGGACCGGAAACUAAGCUUUCUCCCCCAGAAGUUCUCCUGCCUGCGGUCAGUGCCAGCCUACUCCCGCUUCAUCCACGAGAGAUUUGAGCGCUGCCUGGACCUCUACCUCUGUCCCCGUCAGCGCAAGAUGAGAGUGAAUGUAGACCCAGAGGACCUGAUCCCCAAGCUGCCAAAACCAAGAGACUUGCAGCCAUUCCCCACCAUCCAGUCAUUGAUUUACCGCGGUCACUCCAGCCUGGUGCGCUGCAUCAGCCUGUCCCCCAGUGGACAGUGGCUGGCCUCGGGCUCUGACGACUGUACUGUGCGCCUCUGGGAGGUCAGCACGGGUCGAUGUAUGAAGACAGUGGAGGUUGGGGGUGCUGUGAGGAGCAUUGUGUGGAAUCCAAACCCAGCCAUCUGCCUGGUAGCUGUCUGCUUCAAUGAGACAGUGGUGUUGUUGAAUCCCUACCUGGCUGACAAACUUGUAUACAACGCCACUGACCAAUUGAUAGCAUCCUAUGUUGAGCCAGAGGAAGAGAGACCACAGCCUGUACAGUGGCAGGUUCCUGAGAUUGAAGACUCUGACAAGGGUUUCCGUCUCAUCAUCACACAUCCCAAGUCUGUCAAGCAGGUGACCUGGCAUAGUAAGGGUGAUUACCUGGCCAGCGUACUGUCCGACAACAGCAACAUGCAAGUGCUGAUCCACCAAGUGAGCAAGCGGCGUUCCCAAAACCCCUUCCGCAAGAACAAGGGCCUUGUCCAGUGCGUCUCCUUCCACCCCAUCCGACCCUACUUCUUUGUGGCAUCGCAGCGUUGUGUCCGUGUCUACAAUCUCAUUAAACAGGAGCUCAUGAAGAAACUCAUGGCCAACUGCAAGUGGAUAUCUAGCAUGGCUAUUCACCCAGGAGGCGACAAUGUGAUCUGUGGCAGCUACGACAGCCGACUUUCCUGGUUUGAUUUGGACCUCUCUACAAAGCCAUACAAAGUCCUCCGGCACCACAAGAAGGCCCUCAGAGGAGUGGCAUUCCACAAGAACUAUCCACUGUUUGCCUCUGGAUCUGAUGAUGGCAGUGUGAUUGUCUGCCAUGGCAUGGUCUACAAUGAUCUGCUCCAGAACCCUCUAAUUGUUCCAGUCAAAGUCCUCAAGGGUCACACCCUUACCCAUAAUUUGGGUGUUCUGGAUGUAGCAUUCCACCCGACACAACCAUGGGUCUUCUCUUCUGGGGCUGACGCUACCAUCCGCCUCUUCACCUAGGCUGCCCAUUGUCACUGAGACCCCACCGAAACUUAAUAGUUCCACAACAUCGUUGCUGUCAAAGACUGAACCUCCAGGAGAAACUCCACAUUACCCAUUUCAGAGUGAAUGCCUGGUAGAUUGCGAAGAGAAAUGAAUGAGUGCAGGUAAUGGGAGAAGAUAUGUAAAGACCCAUUGAAUUCAUUUCUCAAUGGUUCAAGCAGUUGUCUGAUUAUAAAGUGCCAUUUCAGUCCAGCAGAAUUCCAAGUCACUCUAUACUACAGGUUUAGGCAAAAACAAGGAAAGACUGUGUGGAACUGUAUCUGCCUCACUCUUGGUUGUAUAGUCAAACCACAAAGGCGCUUAGGUCAAGGCCCUUCUGAAGAGCCCAAUGUUCAUAGGAAGCUUUGCCAAGGGAAACAACAAUGGACACCGGAGCUGAACUUGGCCUAAAUGACUGCUGUCCAACAAAUAAAUGUGCUAGCUCCCUUUUUUAAUUUAAAAAGGAAGAGGCAUCACUCUGAAGUUCUGCAUAGCUUGGGUCGGUGAGAUUAUUCAGCUGUUGACGAAUGGGUUUUACUGUUGGCAUGUAUGGAACCUUUUUUGUAUUGUAAU
This is a messenger RNA of Scleropages formosus (Asian bonytongue), 3033 nucleotides long. It is a transcript of the gene bop1, whose product is annotated as BOP1 ribosomal biogenesis factor. The coding region runs from base 43 to 2439 and encodes 798 amino acids. The record is from RefSeq and is a predicted model, not a curated record. Gene Ontology annotation, cellular component: PeBoW complex; preribosome, large subunit precursor. Lineage: Eukaryota; Metazoa; Chordata; Actinopteri; Osteoglossiformes; Osteoglossidae. Gene Ontology annotation, biological process: ribosome biogenesis; maturation of LSU-rRNA from tricistronic rRNA transcript (SSU-rRNA, 5.8S rRNA, LSU-rRNA). The transcript is spliced from 16 exons. Gene Ontology annotation, molecular function: protein binding; ribonucleoprotein complex binding.